This is a messenger RNA of Phymastichus coffea, 853 nucleotides long. RefSeq names its product small ribosomal subunit protein uS2m (gene mRpS2). The transcript is spliced from 3 exons. Gene Ontology annotation, cellular component: mitochondrial small ribosomal subunit; ribosome. Gene Ontology annotation, molecular function: structural constituent of ribosome. Lineage: Eukaryota; Metazoa; Arthropoda; Insecta; Hymenoptera; Eulophidae. The record is from RefSeq and is a predicted model, not a curated record. The coding region runs from base 77 to 853 and encodes 258 amino acids. Gene Ontology annotation, biological process: translation.
UCGCGGAGGGACAAAUACAGCAGAAGCAGCCAAUCGUGUGAAGUUAGAGAUAGAACAGUCACUCACACAUUGGAACAUGGCUGCUGUGGUGUCGAGAAUAUUUAAAAAUAAACUGUCCAGAGAUAAAAGGUUUCUGAAAUGCAUCAGUGCAGACUUCAUGCAAAUUUCAUGUUUGUCAAUACAAACACAACCUAUCGUUAAAGAUGAUGGGCCAGUAGAAGUGAAAUUACAUCCAUUGAAGCAUCCAGAUUAUUUUGAAGUGUCCAAAUUAUUCACUGUCAAAGAUUUAUUUGAUGCUAGAGUGCAUUUUGGCCAUACAGAAGGUACUUUAGAUGAUCGAAUGAGACCUUUUUUGUAUGGAUCUCGAUUAGGACAUUUGAUAUUUGAUCUUAAUCAGACGGCUGAACAUCUUAGACAAGCUUUAAACUUCACAGCACAUGUUGCAUAUAAUUCAGGAUUAAUAAUGUUCAUCUGUAGAUCACCACAAAAUGCACAUUUAGUAGAAAAGACAGCAAUUGAGUGUGGGGAGUUUUCACACACUAGAAAAUGGAGAAGAGGAAUAUUCACCAACUCAACUAAAGAAUUUGGAGCAGUUACCAGGUUACCAGAUCUUUGUAUUUUUUUAACACUGUUGGACACUGUUAUGUCCGAACAUAUUGCUGUGAAUCAUGCAGCUAAAAUGUGUAUACCUACAGUUGGGAUAGUUGAUACAAACUGCAAUCCCAAUCUGAUAACAUAUCCAGUGCCUGGUAAUGAUGACACUCCCAGUGCAAUUGAACUUUAUUGUAAAUUAUUUAAGAAAGCCAUUUUAUUAGGUAAGGAAGCUAAAGAUAGAGAUAAUAACCAAACAUAA